UCGUUAGCAUUGCCAGCCGCUCAACACGUCAAAGACAACACACCACUAGCACAGCCAUCUCGCACACUCACAUUCCGGUCUCAAUUUACGCCCGCCACAGUCCGCCCGAGACACCCGUCCAUAGCGGCGAGUCUGCUGUGUGCACCCUGCGUGCUGGUGUAGGAUUCAUCCUUGGCCCAGCUUUUGUAGCAAAAGCGCUUUCGGCCUUCAGCAAGACUCCUUUCAUCUCCCAACGCCCUUUAAGUGGGAAGCACCACUUCACCCAUACACAUCGCUUCUCACCUUGAUUCGGCAUCACGAUGGCUCCGAGUUCCCGCGAGGGCCAGUCUUCUGGACGCGGGAGGUCUCAAGAUGGUCCUGUCGCCAUCAGCAGAGACGAGCUCUCACAGAGAGAACACGCAGAAGCUUUACCUGCGGCUGUGCUCGUGGAGGAAUUCUCAGCGGCAAACGCAGGCGGACGUAGCAGCAGGGAUGGAGAUCGAUUCGAACCAAUCAAGGCGGAUCGCGAUGUGGAAUCUGGAUCGCCAUCGCUCAAGAGCCCCACUCUAGACGACUCGCACGCAGCUUCGAUGAGCGAUUCCGAGCAGAACAAUUGGAAUCGGCAUCAGAGACACCAGCAAGCAGGCGUGUCAAAAAUGGAAGCGCUCUACAGAGUAUUUGGCGGAAACAGGACGCUCGUAUGGAGCUUGUACGUGGCCGUCGCUGCCAUUGUCAUGUGCUUCUGCUUCGACGGCAGCACCACCAGCCAGUACCAGAUCUACGGCGCUUCUUCUUUUGGCGAGCAUGCCUUCCUGUUGAGUUUCAUCGAUACCGCAGAGUCAAUCAUUAUUGCCGUCUCCAAGCCUUUCAUCGCCAAGGUCUGCGACGUGUCUUCGCGACAAACGGCAUAUAUGAUGAUUUUGGUCUUCUACGUCGUUGGAUACGCCAUCGUCGCAGCUUCGCCAAGUGUAGGCGCUUUCGCAGCCGGAAGAAUCAUCAGCGCAACCGGUCAAGCAGGCUUGGAUCUCGUUACAGACAUCAUCGUAGCCGACAUCAGCCCACUGCAAUGGCGUGCUCUUGUCACUGCUGCUACUUCUUCCCCCUACCUGUUCCUCUCCUGGAUCGGGCCCAACGUCUCUGGCCCCUUGAUCGCUCACGACCCACCUCUUUGGCGAUGGGGAUUCGGCAUGUUCUGCAUCAUUGCGCCUGUAUGCGUCAUGCCUGCCGUCAUCAUCAUGUACAUCGCAGAGCGAAAGGCCAAGAAGAAUGGCCAGCUGGCUUUUGGUGCCAGUCUAUACGAGCGCCGCUUGAUCGCAGCAGAUGGAAGUCUGGUCAACAAGGAGAGCAAACUAUCCGUGCUACGUCGGUUCGCCGUCGAGAUGGACCUGAUUGGUCUCUUCCUCUUGACACUUUCAUGGUGUCUCAUCUUCUUGCCUUUCAGUCUCGCUUCGAGGGCAAAGGGAAAGUGGGCCAAUCCCUCCAUCAUCGCCAUGCUGGUUUGCGGCUUUGUAAUUCUGGGCAUGUUUGCAGCGUGGGAGAUUUGGGGCGCAAGCCAGCCCAUCAUGAACAGGCGCAUCCUCAAGAAUCGCACAUUCCAAUUGGCAGUCACCAUUGACAUCUUCUACUUCUUGACCGGAACACUGCGCUCGACUUACUACAGCUCAUACGUAUACGUCGUCAAGCAGUGGACGGAGAUCAAUUGGGGAUACUAUAUCAACAUCGGCACGUUUGGUCUAACCCUGUUCGGCCUUUGUGCAGGAGUUCUGCUGCGCAUUACUCAUCGGUACAAAUACCUCCAGGUAUUCGGUCUGACCAUUCGACUGGUUGGCAACGGCGUUGCGUUGUGGGCACGGGGAGCCAACGCCAACAAUGCCGCCCUCAUCUGGGUACAGAUCCUCAUCGCCCUCGGCGGGUCUUGCUCCGUCGUCGGUACACGAGUGGCCUCUCAAGCGUCCGUCCCUCAUCAGGACCUUGCUUCAGUCAUCGCGCUGCUGAGCCUCUGGAGCAAACUCGGUAGCAGUGUUGGCAGCGCCAUUGCAGGAGCUGUCUGGGCCGGCACCAUGAGAGACUACAUGCGCGAGGAAGGCGUACCACCGAAUCUUAUCAACUCUCUGUACGGAAGCGUCAAGAACGCGCGCAAAAAUUACCCACUGGAAGAUCCGAUUCGACAAUCCGUCAUCCGCGCGUACAACCGCACGGUGUAUCCUCUCUUCCUCGCCGCUACCAUCGUGUCGGUCGUGCCGCUGCUCGCAGGUCUGUUCAUGCCAAACUACUACCUCGGCAAAUCGCACAACAAGAUCGAGAACACCGAUGUGGGCGGAAGACGUGUCGCCGGCGAGGGUCCAGGUAAUGAUCCUACCACCGCACCAGGCGAAGCUCCGAGCGUUGUGGCUGAGCCCGAGAGGCCCAAGAGCAGGAUUCGCCGCGUGUUUGAACUCGCUUUCAAACAGUGAAGACGUGAUGCGCGGCGCUCCUCAUCCAACUUCAUCGCUUCUUUCUUGCCUCGCGCUGGUUGGUUCAAAUGCAACGACAACGAGGUGCGCCUGCACCAAAUAAAAACGUCUACAUCACAGAUAUGAGGACCUCGCAGGAGCAUGUACAUCACGACGAGACAUGAGCGCGUAACCUGU
Ceraceosorus guamensis is the source of this 2609-nucleotide messenger RNA. RefSeq names its product MFS general substrate transporter. The transcript is spliced from 4 exons. Gene Ontology annotation, molecular function: transmembrane transporter activity. NCBI's taxonomy places the organism in Eukaryota, Fungi, Basidiomycota, Exobasidiomycetes, Ceraceosorales, Ceraceosoraceae. Gene Ontology annotation, biological process: transmembrane transport. The coding region runs from base 300 to 2432 and encodes 710 amino acids. The record is from RefSeq and is a predicted model, not a curated record.